Molecule: messenger RNA, 2083 nt
Organism: Menidia menidia (Atlantic silverside)
Lineage: Eukaryota; Metazoa; Chordata; Actinopteri; Atheriniformes; Atherinopsidae
Source: the annotation of a GenBank genome assembly
CGCUGGUUCCCCCUGACAUUCAGACCGGUGAGACUUUAGUUCCCAGAGCCAGUGCAACAUUCUGGCUGUGCUAAAACAACUCUAUCCGUGUUUCAGCUCAAGGAGUGUCAUUUAGAAUCAAGUAAUGGCUGUGAACACAGGCACUUCGCUGGUGCUUUCCAGUCUGCUCUCAGUGCUGGUUUUUGCUGGGAUGCAGAUGUUCAGCAAACAGCUGGGAUCUACUGAGUGGCUCACCAUCCUGGGAGGAUUUCUGGGCUCAGUCCUUUUCAUUUGCUCCCUUACUGCAUUCAAUAAUCUGGAAAACCUGGUUUUUGGCAAAGGAUUUCAAGCAAAAAUAUUCCCUGAAAUCCUAUUGUGCCUGUUCCUGUCACUGUUUGCCUCUGGUCUGGUGCACCGUGUCUGUGUCACCACCUGCUUGAUCUUCUCUCUCUUCUCCCUGUACUACAUCAACAAAAUAUCUGCUGCCCUCUACCAAGCAGCUGUUCCUGUUGUAACACCAGCCAAGGCUGCCAGUAAGAGCAAAAGGAAGAACUGACGCAGCCCCACUUGCAUCCUGUUAACCAGUCCAUAUGUUGAAGGUGCUGAUAGUCACUGGAAAGCAGCUGUUUCAUAUGUCUCACACAAGUUCUUAAAUCCAUGUUCUAAGUUUGAUUUGUGGUACUUUUUUAGAAAAUUACCCAGGAAUUACUCAUUUAUGGCUACUUUUUAAAAUCUAAAUACUGAAGAAGGCCUAAAAGUCAACACCUGGAUGGUUCUUUACAUUCCACUUUUCUCCUGUUUCUCAGCACUGGUCACUGCAAAGAGAUUAAAAAAAGCUUUCUGUAAAUUCCUCAGCACUUCAAACAGCGUUUUGUUUCAUUCAUUUUGUAAUUAAACUUUUGGAAAGAUUUUGAGUGUGUUCUGUGAAAUUGGAUCGUUUUAGAAAAUUCUCUCAAACUCAAAGGAGCCGUGCCGCUGUGAGCUGCAGCAUGGUGUGCGCUGGGGUUAUAGCAGCUGCUCAACCUCACUAAGGGAGCAGGAAAAAAACAGAACUGUGGGAUUUCCUUCCUUUUUUUAUGUUUUUUUUCUGGAAAUGUCUUGGGGGUGGCUUUACACAGUCAUUAUACCCAUGAGUAUUACAAGGAUUCUCUCUUGCGCGACAAAUAAACUCAGCACCAAUAUGAGUGGACCGUUUACUUAUGUUGAUAUUUAUUCCCAGUAAGGUCUGCCAACGUGGCUGGCAGCUUCUGUUCGGUACAGCCAGUGUCAACAGUGUUUUGUUUAAAUCUGCGAACAGAUGAACCGUAUAAAGGGUAAACAAGUGGAAGACUGCGUGUCGACACGACAGCCUGACUAUUACAAAGCUCAGGACUUUCAGCCAUCCGCCGGUCUCGCUGCAGGAGGUAAUUGUUCCUUUUAGGUGACCAUUAAUAUGACUGCAACUCUGGUGUGUUACAGUCAUAUUUUUCUUGGAUGGAUUGUUUCUGUUUUGGGAGUAUUGUUCUUCCGAAAAACUUAAAUCUGUUGCUGUGAAAUGGGUGUGGGACGGGAUGGUGCUCUGUUCCGUUGUUUCCCCUCUGUGCCCCUCUGCAUCCCUCCCCUCAUGGGCGUUUCCAGGAUGACUAUAAAUCCCUGAAUAAACGUUCAGCGAGUCCCAGCACUCUGAACUCAAGCCUUCUUUCCCUUCCUCAUCUUAAUCGGAGCUCAUUUUCCCAGCCAUGACUGAACUGGAAAAGUCCAUGGAGUCCAUGAUCACGGUGUUUCACCGCUACGCCAAAGAGGGCGGCAACAAAAACACCUUAAACAAGAAGGAGCUGAAAAAGUUAAUUGAGAGUGAACUGCCCAACUUCUUAAAGGGCCAGAAAAACUCGGACACUCUGGACAGGAUCAUGAAAGAUCUGGACCAAAACAAAGAUGAUGAGUUGGACUUUGAAGAAUUUGUACCCUUUGUCGCCGGCCUCUCAAUUGCUUGUGAAAAGUUUCACUCCGUGGUCCCUGAAAAGAAGGGCAAAAAGUGAAGGGUCAAAGCAGAAGCAUGUGUUUGCAGGUGUAAAGAAUGUCGCACACUUAUGUGCCAGAUUCAUAUUAAAAACCUUUAACAUGA